AUGCAUAUCCUGACUCAUGAACCCAUCAAAAUAGUAAGACUGCUAUCACCACAACCAUUUGCGAUACCAUACAUCACCCGAGCCCUGGACUCAAUAGACUGGACUCUGGAAACAGCCAUGGACAGUACGAUGCAGGAUCCGAACAUAGCCAACGGCCACAUCGAAGCCAAACCAGAUAUUUCCACACCUGUCGAACCUAAGGUCAAUGGCAACGCCACUACACAAAUUCCCCAAGAAGCCGACCAACAAAAGCCAAAACGAUCGCCUCGAAAACCAAACAAGAAAAACCGCAACUUCACUCAACUCCAUGCCAAACCCUUACCAUUAGAAAUCUACCCCCUCCCCGCCUUCAACCCCUCAAACCCCCUCUCCCUCUUAAGACUAUGCUACACAUACCUCUCCCACCUUCUCUUACCCCCAUCCUCUCAUCCCCAAUGCCCUUACAUCGGCCACUUCAGCCCCGAGACCAGAUCCAUCCACGUCACAAACCCCGCCCACGUCCGUGCACUCUGGGAAAUGGGCUUCUUCGGCAAGGGAUCGCUUUCGCGCUCUGAACCCAGUUGGCUGGAGCGGGAAAAGGAGAUUCAGAGGGCGAAGAGGGAAGGGGUGAAAAGUGGGGUUAGGGCGGCGGAGGAGGUUACCAGGGCGCGGAGGGAGGAGAGGAAGUUGUUUAAGUUGGAGAGGGCGAGGGUGGAGAGGGAGAAGGUUGAACGGCAGAGGGCUGUUGAGGAGGGGAGGGAGGUGGAGGUGGAGGAGGGCGAUGUGGUUCGGAGUGAUGGUGGGAAGGGCGGUGAGAAGGCUUCAGCUGAGCAUGAUGGGACCGGGACGUUAACGCCACCUGCGUCUAUUCAUGAGGCGGUGGAUUCUGAGCCUUUGCAAACUGAGAGGGCAUCAGAUGCUGAGCUACUGGGCUCAACUACUACGCACGGAGAUCAGACGCCUCUACUUGAUGAAUUCCCAGGUCGGGCGAAGGACUCAACAAUACCGGAUCGGCCACCAAUGGUAGAUGCGGAACAAGAUGACUUGCAGCAGAUCCAAAACCAAGAACACCUCCAACUCAUGCUCGAAGAAGCCUUCUUCCUGUCGUACGCCCUCGGGGUCCUCGAAAUAACCCUACCCGACCAGCCUUCUAUCCCAAUAUCCAAAACUCGACGGUCCUCUCUCGGCCUUCUGGACCUCUUCGCAAAACAUUCGACCUUCCCAUCCUCGAAUCAAGCCCCAGGCUCUCCAACUGGUCUCAACCCAACGAUAGCGAUAAAUUCACACCCCCUACACGCCCGCGCAGUAAGCCACAAUAUCGCCACCGCGCCACUGGUCCACGACCCGACACUCACAUCCCUCAAAGUCCCUUUCGACGCCUCGCCGUUAACUACGCAGCCAGAACCACCUCUCAAAGUUCCGGCCCCGGACAACAAAUUCCUCCUCAACUACGUCGUAUACCACCACUUCCGCACCCUAGGCUGGUGCGUGCGCCCCGGAGUGAAAUUCGGCUGCGACUACCUCCUCUACAACCGCGGCCCGGUAUUCUCACACGCCGAAUUCGCCGUGGUAAUUAUGCCAUCUUAUACAGCAGGGUACUGGAGCACGCCUGCUGGCCAGAUGGCGAGGAGAUUGAAGGGGGAGAAGGAUUGGUGGUGGUUGCAUUGUGUGAAUCGGGUGCAGAGUGCUGUGCAUAAGACGUUGGUGUUGUGUUAUGUUGAUGUUCCUGCGCCUCCUAAGAUGGACGAGGUUGCUCGGGGUGGAGGUGGUGGUGGGGACGGUGCAGAAGAUGAUGUGGACGUGGGAUGCUUUUUGGCGAGGUAUAAGAUUCGGGAAUUUGUUGUUAAGCGGUGGUUGGUCAAUCGGAGUCGUGACUGA
Messenger RNA from Recurvomyces mirabilis, 1857 nucleotides. RefSeq names its product tRNA splicing endonuclease subunit sen2 (gene SEN2). Bases 1 to 1857 code for a protein of 618 amino acids. The transcript is spliced from 2 exons. Gene Ontology annotation, molecular function: tRNA-intron lyase activity; nucleic acid binding. Gene Ontology annotation, biological process: tRNA splicing, via endonucleolytic cleavage and ligation; tRNA-type intron splice site recognition and cleavage. Lineage: Eukaryota; Fungi; Ascomycota; Dothideomycetes; Mycosphaerellales; Teratosphaeriaceae. The record is from RefSeq and is a predicted model, not a curated record. Gene Ontology annotation, cellular component: tRNA-intron endonuclease complex.